AUGGCAUAUCGUGGUGACGAAGCGAGAUGGACAGCACUUUUUCCCAACUACGUCACGUGGUGCAAUGUGUUUACAGAUAUACCAUAGUUUAUACAUUUUCUUAGGGAAUUACGGCAUAAACGCUCCUAUUUAACAUGCAUAGAAGCAGAAUUUUCCUUUAUUUACGAGCAUUGUUAUUGGACAAUAUAUAUUGAUUGGUGCGAACUUUUUACUUAUAGAUAGAUAUAACAGUAAGAAACCAAAAUCACUUUCUUGGUAAUCUGUCAAUGCUCCUCUUUUGUCUUAGACUUCUCUCUUUUACACUCACAAGAAAUUCACCCAAAUUUCAAAGUUGUAACUUCAAUGCUUCACUAUAUGCAACCCAUGUUGCACUCCCCAAAUCCUAUUACCUUAAACUCUCCUUCGACCCUUCUCGACUUCUGCAAUGUCUUUCCCAACAAAGAGUUCUUGAAGCACGCCAACUGCUCGACAAAUUGUCUGAUAGAGAUGGUAAGCGCCGCAUUGUUCAUUGGACUUCGUUGCUCACAAAGUACUCAAAAGCUGGCUUUAUUGAUGAAGCUCGCAGGCUUUUUGAUAUCAUGCCUGAGAGAAACAUUGUUACGUUUAAUGCAAUGUUAUCAGGCUAUGUGCAAUCCAGAAGAUUGUUUGAAGCUUUUCAAUUUUUCGAGGAGAUGCCAGAGAGGAAUGUCGUCUCCUGGACAUCCAUGCUUUGUGGAUUGGCAGACCUAGGGAGGAUCGAUGAGUUGUGGAGUUUGUUUCAUGCAAUGCCGGAGAAGAAUAUCGUUUCUUGGAAUGCUAUGGUGUCUGGGUUGAUUAGGAAUGGAGACUUGAAAGGUGCAAGGUUGGUUUUUGACCAAAUGCCGAUUAAGAAUGUAGUUUCUUGGAACACUAUGAUUGCAGGGUAUGCUGAGAACUGCAAAAUGGAAGAAGCAAAAGCUCUGUUUGAUGAGAUGAAAGAUAGGAAUGUUAUUACUUGGACUAGUAUAAUAUCAGGUUAUUGUAGGUCUGGCUAUGUGGAUGAAGGGUAUUCCUUGUUUCAAAUUAUGCCCGAAAGGAAUGUCAUUUCUUGGACCGCAAUGAUUGGGGGGUUUGCUUGGAAUGGCUUCUAUGAAGAAGCCUUGUUGCUUUUUGUUAAAUGGAAAAGGAGCUUUGACCUGAAACCAAAUGAAGAGACUUUUAUAUCACUUGCUUAUGCUUGUGCUGGUGCGGGUUGGCCUUGUCUUGGUAAGCAAUUACAUGCACAGAUAAUUAUUAACAAUUUGGACAAAAAUGACUAUGAUGGCAGGUUAAGUAAGAGUCUUGUUCACAUGUAUUCUACAUUUGGUAACAUGAACUUUGCGUCCUUCAUCUUUACCAAGAAUUUAAAUAACUUUACCGUUCAAUCUUGUAAUUAUCUGAUUAAUGGCUACAUUCAGACUGGAGACCUAGAAAGAGCUCAGAAUUUGUUUGACAAGGUACCUAUCCGAGAUAAGGUCUCUUGGACUUCGAUGAUAAGUGGAUAUUUCAGUGUUGGAGAAGUUUCAAAGGCAUGUCAUCUGUUUUGGAACAUGCCAGACAAAGAUGCAGUGGCAUGGACAACUAUGAUUUCAGGGCAUGUUCACAGUGAGCUUUUCAUUGAAGCUACAAAUAUAUUUUCUGAAAUGCGGGUUCAGGGUGUUUUAGCAUUAAAUUCCACAUAUUGUACUCUUCUUGGAGCCAUGGGUGCAAUGGCAUAUCUUGAUCCUGGAAGGCAGUUUCAUUGCCUGGUGAUAAAAACACAAUAUAAGUUUGACUUGAUUCUUGACAAUUCACUGAUUUCAAUGUAUGCCAAAUGUGGGGAGAUAAAUGCUGCAUAUAGCAUAUUCUCAAAUAUGGUUUUCCGGGAUUUGGUUUCUUGGAAUUCAAUGAUCAUGGGGUUUUCAAAUCAUGGGCUCGCAGAAAAAUCUGUGGAGACCUUUAAAACAAUGGUGGUAUCUGGGACCCUUCCAACCUCGGUAACUUUUUUGGGUGUUUUAUCAGCUUGUAGUCAUGCAGGACUUUUGAGUAGAGGGUGGGAACUUUUCAAUGCCAUGAAUAAUGUUUAUGCUGUUCAACCAGGCUUGGAACAUUACAUCUGCAUGAUUGAUCUUCUGGGCAGGGCCGGGAAAGUAAAGGAAGCCUACCAGUUUGUCUUGAAGCUACCUUUUGAACCAGAAAAUACUGUAUGGGGAGCAUUGCUGGGAAUAUGUGGCUUAGGCGAGACAAAUGCCAAGAUUGCUAGACAGGCAGCCAAACAAUUACUGGAACUGGAUCCUCUGAACGCUCCUGCUCACGUAACGCUUUGUAACAUUUAUGCAGCAAAUGAUCAGCAUGAAGAGGAGAAAAUGUUGAGGAAGGAGAUGGGACUAAAAGGUGUGAGAAAGGUUCCUGGAUGUAGUUGGAUACAGAUGAAAGGGAAAGUUCAUGUAUUUUUUUCAGGGGAUAAAGCACAAGAAUCAGAAGUGGAUGACAUGUUGUUGAUCUUGUUCAAUAUUGUUGGUGAAUCCUAAAGUGAGAUUUUCAACAUAGAGAGUUAUGGGAGUGAAAAUAUGUGGAUUCUUUAAAGAAUGACCAAACUGUUCUUUUUUACAGAGAAAUGCAGCUGUUGAUGUAGUUCAUCACCAUUUCUUUUUACAUCAGUUUGGGAACAAAUAGUGAAGCUUUUAUCCUUCAGAUUUAUGAGUUACAGCUAUAUCUUGACAAGUAAGGUCAUACAAAUAUAAAAAACCAGUUAACAAAGAUUUUUUUAAUGGAAAACGACCCACUUCAAAGUGAAGAGAGCUUUCUUUUUGUUUAUAGCAAGACAGAAAAUUAAGUUUGGUCUAUUAAACAACGCUGCAAUUGGAGUUUGUGGCCUUUUUUUUUAUUAAUUGGUCAGAUUCUAUUUGUUGAUUGGCAAGGCAACAUGCUCAUGUCAUUCAUCUCAACUGUUAGAUUGCCAUCACAUUAAAGCUAUAAGGAGAAGUGUUAAGAAUUAAGGUAUUGUACGUGGUGGUGGUGGUAUUUGGUUUCUCCUUAAUUAUAGUAUAUAUGCGUAUAUCAGAAGUUGUAAAUAGAAGAACAAAAGUUUCCGUUGCCGAGACAUGAACCCAGAUCUCUCGAGUGAAGAGCCGACUACCCUGACCAACUAGACUACAAUGAAUUUUGUUUUGCUAUACACACCUUUUCCCACACUAUAUUUUGUUUGAUAAUUUUGCUAACCGGUUCAAACUGGUCUUUUCACUGUUCUCAGAUUUUUGUCCCUGUCCACAAAGAGAAACAUUGGUGCUUAGCAGUUAUCAAUAAGAAAGACGAGAAAUUCCAAUACCUUGAUUCCCUGAAAGGAAAGGAUACCCGGGUGAUGAAAGUACUGGUAUGCUUUUGAUCCUGUCUCGUUGGACAUUUAACUUGAAGUGUCUCUACCAUAACAAGUCACAUUGGAGAUUCUUCCCUAACAUUAUUGUAUUCUCUUCCAUAUACCAUAGAAAAUUUUAUUGGGUUUCACUUGAAUAAGAACUAUUUCUUCUCUCCCUGCUGUGGAAUUAUGUUGAUUUCGGGCCAAAUACUAUAUUGAUGAAGUGAAGGAUAAGAGUGGAAAAGACAUUACUGUAAGUUCUUGGAAACAAGAAUUUGUCAAAGACCUUCCUGAGCAAGAGAAUGGGUAUGAUUGUGGUAUGUUUAUGAUCAAAUAUGCAGACUUUUAAUGCAGAGGUUUGGGGCUCUGUUUCAACCAGGAACCCAUGCCCUAUUUUCGAUUGAGGACAGUAAACGAGAUUCUAAGAUUGAGAGCUGAAUAAGUAGAUUUUUGAAGUUACUAUUAGUUUGACAACAAAAGUGACGCCCAUCAAGAAUUAGCUAGAAAAUUUAGCGAAGAACACGUUCCUUUGCUCGAAUAUAUGUUGCAAAAUAAUAAUUUUUGUCAGCAUUGCCCAACCGAAGAUGCAUGCAACUUUGUCAGAAAAAUGGAUGCUAAACAUACUUAGCUCCUCAUUGCUCGACCGGCUAAGAUUUAUAAGGUGUCUUAGGCCGUAUUUUUUCUUGUUAUAUACCAUCUUCAAAGCCUUGAGCUCACUAACAAGUUUUGGAGGAUUGAUUUUUUUUUCUUUUCCUGUCAAACUGUUUUACCUAUUUUCUUUUCCUUUUCUUUCACCUGCCCUUUUGCCGCCGGUAUUGGAUUAAAAUUAGCAAUUUGUAGUGUAAAGAAAUGAGUCACAAUUGUUCUGCUUAAUCAUAUGCUUAUUGUGUUUA
Molecule: messenger RNA, 4224 nt
Organism: Humulus lupulus (European hop)
Lineage: Eukaryota; Viridiplantae; Streptophyta; Magnoliopsida; Rosales; Cannabaceae
Product: pentatricopeptide repeat-containing protein At1g32415, mitochondrial
Exons: 5
Coding region: 267-2507 (746 amino acids)
Biological process (GO): RNA modification
Molecular function (GO): RNA binding; protein binding
Source: RefSeq, a predicted model, not a curated record